Pollicipes pollicipes is the source of this 1885-nucleotide messenger RNA. Its product is annotated as peroxidase. Gene Ontology annotation, molecular function: peroxidase activity; heme binding. The record is from RefSeq and is a predicted model, not a curated record. Gene Ontology annotation, biological process: response to oxidative stress. Lineage: Eukaryota; Metazoa; Arthropoda; Thecostraca; Pollicipedomorpha; Pollicipedidae.
GAAUCUUCGCGCCAACGUCGAGUCCGUCGUUGCCCGGGCCGCGGCUGGUCAGCGAGAUGGUGAUGGACUCUGAGUCCGACCCGGCGACGAGCCGCACACUCUCGGUCAUGGCCUGGGGUCAGUUCGUCGACCACGACCUCGUGCACACGCCCAUCUUCCAGCUCGGUGGCAACAGGGGCAUAGAAUGCUGCCUGCCGAACUCUACAUCGCCGCCGCCGUCGCCGCCGGUGCACCCGCAGUGUCUGCCGAUAGCCAUCAGGGAGGCGGACGUCUUCUACGGGCCGCACCGACAGCGCUGCAUGAACUUCGUGCGCAGCGUGCCGGCGCCGGCGCCAGGCUGCCAGCUGGGUCCCGCCAACCAGCUCAACGACAUCACUCACUGGCUCGACGGGUCGCAGAUCUAUGGAAGCGACCAGGCCAAGCAGAACAGCCUGCGGACGUUCACAGGCGGCCUGAUGAAGACCAGCGCGGGUAACCUGCUGCCUCGCGAGACGCUGACGCUUGAAGCGGAGGGCACCUACGGCACCUCCUGUCGGGACCGCGUAUGCUUCAUCGCAGGCGAUUCCAGAGUCAACGAGAAUCCGAUCCUGGCCAUGUACCACACCAUAUUCGUGCGUGAGCACAACAGGGUUGCAAACACACUCGCUCAGAAGUAUCUGCAUGCUUCGGACGAGGAGAUUUUCCAGCGCACCAGACGCAUUGUCAUCGCCCAGUACCAGCACAUCUCUUACAACGAGUGGCUGCCAGCUCUUCUCGGAUACUCGUUCGCGCACUCUGUCGGCAUUCGGACCACUCUUGACGGCCACUCCAGCGCCUACCUGCCACUCCUCAACCCUAGCAUCGCCAACGUCUUCGCCAGCGCGGGCUUCCGACUGCACUCCCUCAUACAGAACAUGGUCCAGUUCGUCUCGGCUUCCGGCGCGGUGGCCUCCUCUCAGCUGCUGCGUGAGACGUUCUUCGAGCCGAGCUCCCUGCUCUCCAGCCAACACUUCAUCCGGCUGGCGCGCGGCGUCUCAGUGCAGAACCCGCAGGGUUUCGACAAGCACUUCACCAGCGAAAUCCGCGGCCAGCUGUUCUCCACCGACUGCUUUGGCCUGGAUCUGGUGUCGCUGAAUAUCCAACGAGGGCGAGACCACGGCAUCGCCAAGUACACCCCUGUCCUGCAUUGGUGCACCGCCAUUGCGGUCGGCGGCUGGUUCGACUUGCUGUCCGUCAUGUCUGCCGAGAACAUGGCUCGCCUGAAGCGGGUGUACGUUCACUGGGACGAUGUUGACCUCUACGCUGGGCUCAGCAUGGAAUGGCCGGCGGCAGGCGCCAUGAUCGGUCCGACAGCGCGCUGUCUGCUGACGGAGCAGUUCUUGAGGUCGCGAUACGGCGACCGCUUCUUCUACGACCUUGCUGGCCAGCCGGGCAGUUUCACAGCCGGUCAACUGCAGCAGCUGCAGCACUCCAACUGGGCUCGCAUCCUCUGUGACAACGUGGGCGGCGACUUCACGAGUGUGCAGCGACUGGCGUUCUUCCGGAAACACCCAAACGUCAACCCUGUCGAGUACUGCGACAACAUGCCCAGCGUCAACCUCGCGCUCUUCUAGAGGGCAGAUGGAUCGAAGCUAACCUGACCAUCUGAGCUUGCUGUACGCCUGGAGGGAAGUUUGUCUUCUGCUAAACUGACGGCUACAGGAGGGCAGCCUGACAUGCCCUGCGAUGUGAUAUGCUAUGAUAUUUGUGCUAUGGCAAAGACGGAUGAUUUUCAGACCAUUAGCAUCAAAAUGGAACGCUGGAAACAAAUGCCCUGCUUUGAGACGUCAUAAUGUUUAUAUUACUAUUCGGCGCAGUAGUCGGGAUAUCACCGGGCAUUGUGACUUACGCAGAGGUGUGUAAUACA